UCCCCGUGGGCCAGCCCCUCCAUGGCCGCUCCUCCCCGAUCCGACCCCUCCCUGCUGCAGGAACCGCCCCGGUCCCCGGGGAGCCGCGGCUGCCCCGUCCCUGAAGUGUCCGGGGCCGGCCGGACUCCGCGGGCACGGCGGGAGUUGGCCCUGCCCUGCCACGGGUGGCACCCGUCACCGUCGUUACGGUCCCUGCCACCCGCACCGUUCCAAGGUUCCAGCGCCCUGUGACCUCACUUCGGUCCACUGGCACCGGAGGUGACAGCUCUGCGCUGGCUCUGCCGCUUGCGCUGGUAGCGAUGGCUUUGUUGUGGCUGUUCGUCUUGCUUUUCCUGGCCAAGCCCGUGGGGGGCACCUGGGACACCUGCAGAGGCACCUGCGGGCUCCGGCCCAUGGCCUUCGACCACAGCUCCGUGGUUGCUGAGUAUUCCCAGGACAACGACUACGACUCCUUGGAUUCUUCCGAUGGCACCGCCGAGUACACGGAUAACUCUGCUGGGGUGCACCCGGGGGCCUGGCCUGGUGUCAUCAGCGUCCAGGCCACCUGGGAUAAUGGCACCUGGCACAUGUGCUCGGGGGCACUCAUCCACCCCCAGUGGGUGCUCACGGUGGCUCACUGCUUCGCCAGGGCUGGGGACAUCUCCAGGUGGGAGGUGGUGAUCGGGGCCACCGAUCUGAGCCAGCCGGGCCCCGAGGCCCAGCUGCGCCACAUCCAGACCCUGGUGGUGCACCAGCACUACGACCCCCGCACGGCCCGGAACAACAUCGCCCUGCUGGAGCUGGACCAGCCCGUGGAGUGCAGCGACUACAUCCAGCUGGGCUGCGUGCCCGACCGCUCCCUGGCGGUGUCCGCGCUGAAAACCUGCUACAUCGCGGGCUGGAGGAACACCCCGGACAGCGGUCAGUCCCCCAGCCCACGCCUGGUGCUGCAGGAGGCCAAGGUGCGGCUCAUCGACGUCCAGCUGUGCAACAGCAGCCGCUGGUACGGGGGGGCCGUGCACCCCCAGGACCUGUGCGCGGGGUACCCGCGGGGCGGCAUCGACACCUGCCAGGGGGACAUCGGGGGUCCCCUGGUCUGCAAGGACAACACCGGUGACUACUUCUGGCUGGUGGGCCUGGCCAGCUGGGGCAAGGGCUGUGCCGGGGCCAAGAGGCCCGGGGUGUUCACGUCCAUCCAGCAGUUCCACACCUGGAUCCAGGUGCAGAUGGGGCUGCUCCCGCCAGAAGCUGACGCUGCUCCACCGGAGCCCUUCCCGAGCCCAGAGGAAGAGUCCGAGGGAGACUUGGAGGAUGACAUGAAUCCCAACCCGGAUGACUCGGAGGAUUACUCGAAGGUUUCAUUCCAACAACAGAUCCUGGGGAAAUUCCUGAACCUGCUGCUGGAGCUCCUUCAGUUCCUGAAGGGAGAGAAAGCCUGAGCAGCGG
Messenger RNA from Haemorhous mexicanus (house finch), 1425 nucleotides. RefSeq names its product acrosin-like. NCBI's taxonomy places the organism in Eukaryota, Metazoa, Chordata, Aves, Passeriformes, Fringillidae. Gene Ontology annotation, biological process: acrosome reaction; proteolysis. The record is from RefSeq and is a predicted model, not a curated record. The transcript is spliced from 5 exons. The coding region runs from base 300 to 1418 and encodes 372 amino acids. Gene Ontology annotation, molecular function: serine-type endopeptidase activity.